GUAAUAAAUUAUUGCAAUUAAUAUGCAAACUAUUAAUCAUAGAGUGUCUACCCAGCAUAGUGGCUCAAGAAGAUCGCUUCAUAGCCACAGGAGAAGUGUUCAUGAGAGGAUCCAGUCCCAUAGAGUUUCUAAAAGGAAUUCUCGUCAUAGCAUAAGCCAGAGUGGAAAAAUUAUGGUUCCAACUAAAGUUUCUGACUAUGACAACUAUCCAACCCCAAAAUACGUAGCCAAGCAUGAGACUAUCACAACCGUUAGUGGGAUGACUGAAAAGUCAAAUGGAAGCAGGACUUUUAAUAAGAACAAGACAUACCAAGAAAAGAUGUAUAAUGACAAGAGGAUGACUUAUACCUCAGGUAUGUUCAAUAAGACUGCCCAUACAUUUAACAGAACUUUGAGGGACAGGAAUACGUUCUUUUCUAUAUUCCCAAAUUACAGAAUCGCGAAAGAUCAAAAGAGAAGUACCAUGAAGUAUCAUUUCAUAUACCCCAGAAAAUCUAUUGAUGGAAGAGCCACUCAUAAUAUUGACAGAACCCAUACAAGGAAAAUGGACCCAAUGAAGAAGUACACAGAGGAGAUGCUCAAGAUCGCUUCAAUGAAGAGAGAGGUCAAGUAAACCAGUCAUUACUUAGUUGGAAUAGAGGAGAUAGCUUCAAAUAAAAUAUUGUUC
Messenger RNA from Moneuplotes crassus, 667 nucleotides. NCBI's taxonomy places the organism in Eukaryota, Ciliophora, Spirotrichea, Euplotida, Euplotidae. The record is from the annotation of a GenBank genome assembly.